AUGCAGACUGUAAACAUUUGUGAAAGAAUGGAUCGCUCUCAGAAGCUCAGUGAAUUCAAGCAUGCUACUGUUAUAGGCUGCCAUCUGUGCAAUAAGUCCAUCCAUGAAAUUUUCUUGCUACUAAAUAUUCCACGGUCAACUGUUAGUGUUAUUAUAACAAAGUGGAAGCAACUGGGAACAACAGCAACUCAGCUACAUGAGCGGGGUCAGCGCACGCUGAAGCCUACAGUGUGCAGAAGUCGCCAAAUGUCUGCAGAGUCAGUAGCUAAAGAGCUCCAAACUUCGUGUGGCCUUCAGAUUAGCACAACACUGCAUAGAGAGCUUCAUGGAAUGGGUUUCCAUGGC
Molecule: messenger RNA, 345 nt
Organism: Staurois parvus
Lineage: Eukaryota; Metazoa; Chordata; Amphibia; Anura; Ranidae
Source: the annotation of a GenBank genome assembly